CGAUUUCAUCACGCAGUAAUUCCCCGAGGUGAAACUCAAGUUAUAUUAUGCGCAGAGGCAUGGCCAUGGAUGAUGUUGUUCUAUGACUUCUUUUUGACUCCAUCGUAAUUGGUAGCUCAAGCCUCGUAACAUGGAAGUUUUGACCUAGUGGUCCUAGUCUUGUACAGUGAGCAAGUUAAUAUUCGUAGCACGAUAAGUAAAAGUAAUCAGGUUUGAAGAGAUUGUCGAGUCAUUUUUUCUUGAUUGAGAAUUCGUAGGUCUCUGUCUAUGUCCUGCAGCUGCACAUUUUUUGACGUAAAACAUGUUUCGACCUUUUCAGUCAUGUACUCACUUCCUUGACGAUGCCAACAUUUACACUAUACGUACACAUAGUUGUCAUGGUAAUGAUCUACUUCAUUGGCAAAACCGUGACAGAUGCCCAUUAUUGAUACCGCUUUUAUUCGAACGAGGCGUAGAUUAGUUGUAUAUGUAUUUGUAACAAGGAAGUUCUAGAUAUUCAUUUUCGUGCAAGACUGCCUGUUCGCUGACGACCGAUCCUGCACUUGAUGUCGACGUGACACGUACGCUAGCACUGAACGCGCUCGGGGCAGAAGUCUGAUAUUGAAUGUACGACCAGCAGCUACGUAGAAGUUGUUCUCUCUUGCGUCGACGAUACAAAGAGAGCGUUUGGUUGUUUCUUAGACCGAGAAACUCGCAAAUCUUGGACUAGAUCAACUCCUUCUUAAGCCAACGAUCCAUUUGCCUGGUGCGUUUGAGCGGCUGUUGUUAGACCGAGAAACUCGCAAAUCUUGGACUAGAUCAACUCCCUCUUAAGCCAACGAUCCAUUCGCCUGGGGCGUUUGAGCGGCUGUUGGAAAGGCACUGAAGAGCGCGUCGGAUUAGUUGUAGCAGAGAGUCGGCGAGCUCUAAGAGGUAGGAUGAAUCAUUACGCAGCUGGUCACCAAAGGGCGACGCCGUCGUCAUCGAGCAGCUUUGCAAUGCCGACGCGACUGAACAAAACAGAGGGAAAUAAAUCCACGGCAAGUCCUCUGGCGGGUCUUAGCGCUGGAGGCAUGCAGCAGAAUCUGCUGUCUAUGACGUCAGGAGGUGAACGGCUUUCGCAGGGUGUGCAGUUGAAUAUGGGAUGUCGUCCGCUUGAACUGAACUACCGGAAACUCAAUCGCAUAGCAGAGGGCACUUACGGUGUGGUUUUUCGGGGUCAAAGUCUUGACCAUACACAGGAGGUGGUGGCAUUGAAGCAGCUGAAAGUCGUGAAAAGUCCAACGCAAGGAUUUCCGUUGCAGGCUCUUCGCGAAAUCUCUAUCUUGAGCGAUUUGAAUCACCCGAACAUUGUUCGGGUGCACGAGGUCGUGGUAGUCGGCGGUAAGAACAAGGGAUCUGGUUCUUCAGGUGCGCCAGCAAAGGACCAGCAUCAACAUCAACCUUCGACGUCUUCUGGCAGCAAACACGAACAAGCGCCCAAGGCUAGCGCAGUAGACCCGUGCCAGCCUCUUUCCUAUUGUCUGGUGAUGGAGUACUUGGAGCAUGAAGUGCACAACCUAUUGGCCAUACACCAGUUCAAGAUGUACGAAAUCAAGAACCUAGUAGAGCAAUUGAUGAACGCCAUUGCCUACCUGCACAAGAACUUCAUUGUCCACCGCGACAUCAAAACGAGCAAUUUGUUGUACUCAAACCGUGGUGGGGUGCUCAAAUUGUGUGACUUCGGACUGGCGCGCCGUUUCGGCGAGCCGAUUUUCCGGCGUGGCGAGCAAGACGACGACGAUCCGCACGUGCAGGUAGCCUCUACUUCUGGUGCGGACAAGGCUACUUCUAGUGGCAACUCAGCUCUUAGUGUCCGAGCCAGAAGAGAGGCAAAAUCGGUCCGGUACACGACACCAGUGUGUACUCUAUGGUACCGGCCACCGGAGUUGCUACUUGGGGCGAAGGUGUACGACCCUCGCGCUGUGGAUGUAUGGUCAGCAGGAUGUGUGGUUGGCGAGCUGAUUAAGCGUGCGCCAAUUUUUCCGGCGUCCACAGAAGAGCAGCAAAUACGAAACGUCUUUCGGGUAGCAGGAAAGCCGGACUUAACCACUACCUGGUGGAAGCGAUUCUACAAGCAGCGGGUUCUCUGUGGACGCGAUCCAUCCUCGAAGAACAGUAAGUCCUCGAGUCGUUCAAAAAAAUGGCCUCCCAACAUUGCUGCGGUCACAGAGUGGUAUCCGACUGUAGGCUGGAAGCGCUUUCUCUGUACUCCAGCGGCACAAGGUGGAUCAUCUUCGGCGGGAAGAGGACAUGUUGUGGAUGCGGAUGACCCCGAUCGCUUUUUCGGCAAUGGCAGUGGUGCUGGAAGUAGCUCCACGAGCUUGAGUGCAGCGACAUUAAGUAGCGCGCUUGGUGGAGGUGGACAGCAAUAUCUGGGCACGCAGUUGCAACUCGAACGUGCGCUAGGCAUUACGGCUGAUGACACGCGAGCCGUGGAGCGGUUGGUCGACUUCGUUAGCAGAGUCUGCGAGAUUAAUCCUGACUCACGCUUAACGGCGUCGCAAUCAUUGCAAAGUUCGUUUCUACGCGAGGGUCGCAUAAUGAAAAGCUUCAUGAUGCCCACCUUCCCGGAGACCAAUGCAGUACGACGCCAACACGGGCCGGGCGCAGGUGCGGGCGCUGGAAACAACAAUGCUACUCAUAACAAGCAAGGGGGUAACUUGUUAGCGCAAAACAAUCUCUCAGGAGAGAGGAGUGCCCUAGCAAAUCGUGCCGCUGAAGCCCUGAAGCGCACGCGGGAAGAACUAUCAGCAUCUCAUGCUGGAAAUCCUGCUUCGGGUACCAGCGGCAGCGGAGACUUUCACGGGCCUUCCGGGUUGUCCCACCGGGGACGGUCGGGAGACAUGGCAGAGCCGCCUUUCAAGAGGCAUGUCGGGGCUGGAUUUCGCGGGCGCUGAGAUCAGAGUCGUCGACUGUUAUCGCUAGUGGUGGUCUGCAUCAGUCUCCGUCGCGCUCGCUGGCCAAAAAUUUCCUCGCCUGAACAUGUGUUGUCGACCCGCCUUUUCCCCGGAUAAAUCAAUCGCAACAGUAGAACAACCCCUAGUAGUGUAUCUCGACGAGCGCCUAUAUCGAUUUUAUCAAGCAUCCCUUUCUACAAGGCGAAUAAAGUGAAAUCCCGCAAUGAUGUUGUCACUAAAACACGUUACUCCCUGCCUUUUCGCACUUUUCUAUGAAGAGUAGUGCGAAGUAUAAUUUAGAUGUUGUACCUUGUUGCAGAGUUUCUCAUGUGUACCCACGCAAACAAAGAACUGCGCAAGAAGAAGGACAUGCUGAUGUUAUUAACAUUCCGUAUUUGGAAGCGGCAACUCACCAACCGACUCUCUCGAAC
Molecule: messenger RNA, 3349 nt
Organism: Amoebophrya sp. A25
Lineage: Eukaryota; Dinophyceae; Syndiniales; Amoebophryaceae
Source: the annotation of a GenBank genome assembly